Anopheles moucheti is the source of this 1160-nucleotide messenger RNA. Its product is annotated as J domain-containing protein CG6693. The transcript is spliced from 2 exons. NCBI's taxonomy places the organism in Eukaryota, Metazoa, Arthropoda, Insecta, Diptera, Culicidae. The coding region runs from base 99 to 971 and encodes 290 amino acids. Gene Ontology annotation, cellular component: cytoplasm; nucleus. The record is from RefSeq and is a predicted model, not a curated record. Gene Ontology annotation, molecular function: heat shock protein binding.
GCUACGGUAUCUGCUCGGAAACGCUGCGCUCGUUUGUUUGCGUCUGCAAAAAUUAGACAUAUUUCCUUUCAUAAUAUCCUUAAUAUCUAUUCGCCUCAAUGUCCGGAACGCUCGAUGUGUGUGAAAAGUACUACGGUACGCGAAAUAUUUACGAAUUGUUUAGCGUCGAGAAAAAUGCAUCGGUACAGGAAAUCAAGAAAGCAUACUAUCGGCUGUCGCUCCAAACACACCCUGACCGUGUGCCGGAGAGUGAUAAAAAAGAGGCUACCGAGAAAUUUAAAGUAUUAAGCAAAUUGUACAACAUCAUUAGCGACAAAGAUUCACGCGCUAUCUACGACGAACGGGGCGUCGUCGAUGACGAUGACGAUGCCAGCACCAAUUGGAUGGAUAUGUGGCAGCAAUUUUUCAAACCACUCACCACGGAAGAUAUACAAAACUAUCAGAAAAGCUACACCGGUUCCGAAACGGAGCGUACCGACAUUAAGCGUGCGUACCUUGGCGGGAAAGGUUGCAUUAACUUCAUGAUGCAGACUGUCCCAUUCAUGACGUGCGAAGAUGAACCGCGCAUCGCGGUAAUCGUGCAGGAAAUGAUCGAUCAAAAGGAAGUACCGGAAUACGUGAUCUUCACCAAGGAACCGAAGGAGAAGCGCAAUCGGCGUCACAAAAAAUACGCUCGCGAAGCAAAGAUUGCAAAGGAGGUCCAACAGCAGCAAAAGAGCACAGCCUCACUAGAACAGCAAAUUGCGCUCAAGCGAAAGAGUGCAUUCAGUUCGUUGAUUGAUUCGUUGGAAGCUAAGUAUGGUAACGGUAAGGACGAAGCUGACGAUCUAUUCGAGCUUGACGACGAACCGCCUAAAAAGCGGAAGGCGCAAACGCGAAAACGAGACGAAAGUGCUGGCCAAUCAACCAAGUCAACCAGGACAACGAAGAGGAAGCAAGCGGUAGGCAGGAAGAAUAGAUCGUCUAAGUAAAUUAUGAGCAUUAUUAACCCAACAUCAAGGAACAUUUCUCAUUUCCUGUUUUGAAUAUUGUAAGACAGGAACUAUUUAAGAAAAUUAUUGUAGUGUUCACAUUCUGUAAUAGAAUACGAAAGAAAUAAAUAGGAGAUAGAAAGAACAAUGCUACUUCGUGCCCUUGCUAAGAACUAAUAAAUUGCGUAU